Messenger RNA from Saccostrea echinata, 2622 nucleotides. Its product is annotated as beta-1,3-galactosyltransferase 5-like. NCBI's taxonomy places the organism in Eukaryota, Metazoa, Mollusca, Bivalvia, Ostreida, Ostreidae. Gene Ontology annotation, molecular function: hexosyltransferase activity. The transcript is spliced from 3 exons. The record is from RefSeq and is a predicted model, not a curated record. Gene Ontology annotation, cellular component: membrane. The coding region runs from base 196 to 1221 and encodes 341 amino acids.
AGGACCUUAUCAGUUCUGUACAAAACCAGACAACACAGCGAUGUUGCAAUUGCCCCAAAAUGGCGUUUCUCUUUGCUCUGUACAUUGGCAGUAUUAAAUUUGACUUGGAAUAUUGAUGAGCUGUGAAGAUAAACUGUUCAUUACAUCCUCUAGUACCUACAGAGUCUGCGAAGCAAUAUAAGCUUUGUCCAAUCUAUGACCAUGGCUCUAUUCCCGGUGUCUUUCAAGAGGAAAACUCGGAAAUACGCAAUGUGCCUUACCUACAGUGCAGUGGUGUUAACAAUUGUUCUAGUUGUAUUGAAAUUAUGUAAAGCAAUUUUCACAACAAGCAAUAACAGUGUUGAUAUGAUCCUAAAUAGAAAGGUUGAACACUCUAAUUCUGCGUCACUACUUAGCUGUUCAAAAAACGGAUCUUCUUUAUUCCUUUUCAUAUCUGUACCUAGUGCCAUUAAUAAUUUCAGGGAAAGGAUAGCCAUUCGAAAAGCAUGGGGAAGUGUGGCUAAAUUAGACCCCUCUCUUAAACUGGUAUUUUUCGUUGGAGCAUCAGACAACCUAAAAAUUAAUCAGAUAGUUUCCAAAGAAAAUGAAAUUUAUAAUGACGUAGUAAGACUGAAUGUCAAAGAGACGUACGAAAAUUUAGCAAAGAAGUCUAUAAGUAUUCUUCAAUGGAUCCAUGUUAAUUGUUAUCGAGCUAAGUAUUACUUAAAAGUGGACGAUGAUAUAUUCUUAAAUAUUAGGAAUCUGAUUGAUGAUCUCAAACGUAUGGAACCUAGUAAUUCCAUUAUGGGAUGUAAAGUGACCAACACGUCGCCAUUUAGAUUUCCAUUAUCAAAAUGGUAUAUCUCACGGAAACAGUAUAGCGCCGAUACAUUUCCUGAUUACAUCAGUGGACCAGCUUACGUCAUAACCGGUGAUAUUAUUUCUAAACUUUAUCUUGCUACAAAUGUCGUGGAACGUAUAUUCUUGGAGGAUGUGUAUGUGAAUGGAAUAUGCAGACAAUACAUAAGUGCAGAGGCAUUCGCACACCCAGGCUUUAGUUGUGGAUAUAGAGACCAAGGACCUUGUGGGGCACACUUUAGAUACAAAAUCACGGGGCAUCAUUACUACCCUGAAGAAAUCGAGAGAAUGUGGGAUGAGUUAAAUGAUAGAUGGUACACGUGCCCACUGAAGCAUUCAUUUUUGGUUUCAAAAAUUGUGGACACAUUAAACUUUUUCAUUUGAUAACCUCCGAUUUUCAAUGGAGACAACCAUGCAGUUCCUUAUUUCGAUAUUUAUUCUAAUACAAACCGAACUUAGAUGUUAUUUAGUUUCGUUGGUUUCCUCAGGGUAAGGAGUGUCUCUGUAAAAAAAAAAAGACAGAGUCGGACGUAUUCAUAAAUCGUAGAUUUGAAUACAUUAUUUUUUUUAAUUUGUAUUUUGAUAGCUAUUGCCUUAUUUUUAAAUAUACUUCUAUUAUCAGCUCUUUAAGACAUGUUACUAGUACCUGUAAAUGUAAUGCAUCAUAACAUUUUCUUUGAGGGCAUAGUGUAUAUAUAUUACCACAAAACCAAAUUGAUACACCAUGUUUAACUUUGGGUACAAAUCGAUACAGUACAUCAAUUACUCCGACGUCUUCUUUGGUCGAUUCUUAAGGUAUUUCCAUCCUCGCAAUUUUAUUGGUUCAAAGUAGAAAAACUGCAUUUAUUUUCACUAAAUGUAGUUUAAAUUAAUAAAUAAUCACAAAAAAUAUAUAGGUUGCACUAUUUUUUAAGAUGUAAAACAUAAAUAAACAGAAGCAUAUGUUAGCAUUAAAAAAUCGUACAUUUUUAGUAAACAGUAUUAUAAAAAUAAUGUAAAAACUGGUUCAAAUACAUAAGUGUGAUGCUGAAAGUUCCAAAAUAAUUGAUUCUUUACAAUUAUGUUUGAAUUGUGAAUAUCAGGGAAAACAUUUUACAUCAGAAGUACAAUAAGGAAAAUGCCUGAAUAUGGAUACAUGAGAAGGAGUUAUUGUGCUUAGCAACAUUUUUUAAAGAUUGAAUAAUUGAUUAAAUAAAGAAAAUAUUCAUUUUUUUGAUUCUUUUACUAAACAAUAUUUGUCAUUACACGCAUUGAAAUGCAUUUUUCUAAAAGAUAUGUUUCUUGUGUUAUGAAUUUUAAUAAAUAACAGUUUUUACAAAAACCUAUAACAUCACAGGAGGGUGGAAAUACCUUAAGGACGUCAUACAAAACUUUUGAUAAUGGAGACAUUUUCAAGAUCGAAUCUGUUUCAAUUGUUUUGGGAUGCCCUUUCCCUUUCACCAUUUUUGAGGACAUUUUAACACAAAUAUUUCAUAAAUUGAUUGCUGCUACAUUAUAAUGACAGCUAUUCAUUGAUGAAAUAUAGUCUAAAAUCUUAUUCGAAAUGGAACAUCUGAUCAUGACUAACACUAUACAGAAGUGUGAAUUAAAUCUAAUUUAUCGAAAUUGAUGGUAAAAUAUUAGCAAUUGUGCAAAAUAGGACGUUCUCUCUCUCUCUCUCUCUCUCUCUCUCUCUCUCUCUAGGGGUGUGUUGUAUUAAUGAAGAAAAUGAUUUCCCUUACAACAUAUACGACAAUUACAGCGUCUCGAGGUGAACAUGCAAUUGUAUUCAUUAUAUUGAAUAAA